Messenger RNA from Merops nubicus (carmine bee-eater), 2988 nucleotides. Its product is annotated as shugoshin-like 2. The record is from RefSeq and is a predicted model, not a curated record. Gene Ontology annotation, biological process: meiotic chromosome segregation. Gene Ontology annotation, cellular component: chromosome, centromeric region; nucleus. Lineage: Eukaryota; Metazoa; Chordata; Aves; Coraciiformes; Meropidae.
AUGUACAGGUUCAUUUUGAUGAUGGAUAAACAAGCAACUGCUAAAUCAUCUACCAUUUUCACCUCGGAUGCUGUUAAAGGACAAAGGAAGAGGAGGGGUGGAACAUUACAAGCUGCAAAAUGGAAUGCUUCAUUAGCAUCUAAAAUCAAAACUAAGUUAUUAAAUAACUCAUCUAUGUUUAAAGUAUCUUUAAUACAAAAUAAUAAAGCAUUAGCUGCGACUUUGAAUAUGGAGAAAGAAAAUUCUCGAAGGCUAAAGAAUGAAAAGAUUUUUCUUCAGAAGGAAGUAGAAAAGCUGCAGCUUCAUAAUAUCUUGCUUCGUCAAAAGCUAAACUCAUUGAAUAAAACUCUUAUAGAACUAGAAGCAUUUUUGAGUUAUAACCUCAUCACGGCAAUAGAAAUGAGCAGUCUUUCUGAGAACCUUCUGAGUUCCUUUCCUCUGUCAGCUGGUCCAAGUCUCCCUCCUGAUGACCAGUGCAAGAGUACACAUCAGUCUGCUAGAUCUGUAGAACUCCCAGUGAGUCUUCCUUUAAUUGCAACAGCUAGUGCAAAACAGCAAGACAGCCCUUCUGUGUGUGAAAUACCAAAUUCUUACAGGCGUACCAGUAUUUUGUCAGAGGAAGUGCAUUCAGAUCAAGACAAGUGUGCAUUGCCAUUGUCUCCUGGUACAAAUAAUCCAAAGUUAAUUGACAUAGACCCAGUGGAAACAAGCAUUGACAAAAAUAUAUCUUUAAAAGAAAAUCAAUUAUGCGCAGAACUAACUUGCAAUAGUUCCUCCCUGACACAUGUCAAAAAUACACAUUUAAGGCAGUCUGAGGAGCUUACAAAGCAAUAUAAUGAUAGUUCAUUGCCAUUCUGUGGAAAAGUGACUGAAAGAAAGAAACAAACAGUACUCUCUAAGUCAAAAACGCAACCUAAUAUAAAGGAUUUUGAUAAAAUAAGCAGCUCAAAUGAUCUGCCUCAUGGUAUCAACAGCAGCAGCAACACCAAUGACAUGAAUUUGCAGGAAAGUUCAAGUGACUUGUCUCGCAUUGUUGCUUCACCUCUUAAAUUUAGCAAUGAAAAUAAGAUGGAUUUUAAGAAGCCGCUUUUUGCUGACAAGAAGCCUGAGGAAACCAUUUAUGAUGCUGAUAUGGAGCUGACUGCCAGUGAUGUAGGUGAAUUACUCACAGUUACAGUGAAAGACAAAGGUAAAUUACACCAAAGUAAAACCAGCAACACUAAUUCUGAUAAAAUAUUAGCAAAUUUCAGAAAAGUAAAAUAUUCUAAGAAGGAUAAAGAGAAAAUUAAAAGCAAGACUGAAGUCACUUCAAAUUUGUAUGCAGAAGAAAAGCAUACUAAGGCUGACAGUAGUGAAGUUUCAAAAACUACCGACUCACAAACUCAACUACUCCCUAGUCAGACAGAACAGCUACCUACAGGAAAUUCUGUAGGUCAGCAGAUUUUGCUAACUACCAGCAAAUACUGUCAAGCACAAAAUUGUCCAAGUAAAGCUAAGGAUACUGGGAGGACAUACCAGGUUAACUUAUUGAGUCCAAGAAUACAGGAGAAAAAUAAAGAAACUUUCUCAGAAACAUUUGAAGGCACAGAAAACAAAAUACAAAAAGCAGACUCAAACUCAUCUAAUAACAAGACCCCACCAGAAGUUUUUUGUGCUGAAAAUUUACCGUUGCAAGAUAACACUUCUAAUGUAUUACCAUUACCAGGAGACUCUCUACCUACAAAUGGGAAAUGUAGCAGACCAGAAAUAAACAGGAAAACUUUUCACAGCCUUUCUAAAACGAACACAGCAACAUACUGUAGACAGGAAAAUGGGCAAUGUGGAGAAGGUGUUUCAAAAAAAUCUCAAACAGAGGUAUGCCAACAUGACAGCAAGAGAGAACAAGUCCAGAAGAAUAUUAUAAAGAGCAAAUACAGCAAAAAAAGUAGUUACAGACAAAGUGGAGAAACUGAAGGUGACGGCAUUCAUAAAAGGAAAACUCAGCCAUUGGACCAAAAGAAUAACCAUUUUUCACCAGGCAGAUUAAAACAUGCAUUGGCAAAAGCUAGCCGGAAAGCAUAUAUAAUACCAAAAGAAAAUCUUAAACAGUUCUCACUUUGUAAAAAUGAAGAAUUAAAAAAUAAGGAUUCAUUGCAUGUAGAGGCUGUUCAUGGAAAUAAAAUAACUAAAACUCGGCAAUUCCAAGUAGCUUUAGUUACUCAGAAUGAUGUAGCUACAAAUACACCACAAGUGAAAGAACAAGUUGAUGAUAAUGCUAAUACAUUAAAGCAAGUAGAUUCUUCAUCAGUGACACAUAAGACUCCUCACAUCAGUAAUUCUCGUGAUAAUCAGGUAAAGUGUAAACAGAGGUGUACUUCUAAUACCACUGAGACCAGACCAGAAAAAAAUUACUUUAGGCAUAUUGAUCAAGGGGGGCGUAAUAUUUUCAGUGACCAGGAAGUCCCUUUUGAGACAGAUUACUUUAUGAGCAAGUUAAAGCCUAUGGUUCAAAAAUCAGAAUUUGAAUGUGCUAAGAGCAUGCCAUUAAAUGUAGAUUGCUUUUUCCAGGAAAGUCUUGCCAGUGUUGAGCUCCCAGCUCUUGAUAACCACAAUGCUUCCAUGAACUUCUCUAUUCUGAAAAACUCUGAAAUCUGGGGGGGAAAUGAUCAUAAUAACACACUGGAUGCUGCAAAAGCAGAACAAAAGCUGGAUCCUGCUUCUAAAGAGGCUUACAAAAAGAUUCUGCUACCUUGUCAUGGGAGACAGGCUUUGCAAGAUCUGACAAACGUUAGUAUACGAUCUGACAUUUCCUUGCCUAAAUCACCCAACGCUGUAGAAGAAAACUCCGCAGGACCAUCUAGACGAAGAGCCACUGUUUGCUACAGAGAGCCCAGUCUGAAGAGUAAAUUAAGGCGUGGUGAUCAGUUUACAGAUACACAAUUUCUGGAUUCCUGUAUCAACAGAGUAAAAAAUAAAAGAAGUUUUAAAAGUAAAUCAAAAUUUAUUUGA